Molecule: messenger RNA, 1855 nt
Organism: Brassica napus (rape)
Lineage: Eukaryota; Viridiplantae; Streptophyta; Magnoliopsida; Brassicales; Brassicaceae
Product: probable mediator of RNA polymerase II transcription subunit 26b
Exons: 8
Coding region: 271-1482 (403 amino acids)
Cellular component (GO): nucleus
Source: RefSeq, a predicted model, not a curated record
CGCUGGGGGUUUUUAGAUUCUCAGACAACGUAAACCAAACACUGUUUCGUGUUUUUGUCCUCUUUGGUUUUCUCAUCUUCACUUUCUAUUAUUUUUCUCGGGAGAAAAAAAAACACAUUUUCUGAGCUUUUCCGGGAAAUUUUUGUAACAAAAGAGAAAAGAAAAUCCACAGAACUCUACCAAACACAGAUCUUGUGCAUAGAUUCUCUCGAUCACAAUCCCUUUUGAUCAUUUCUUUAACCAAUCACGUAAACUCACAACCUUUAGAAUAUGAAACCACCACAAUCUGCUUCGUUAGAUAGGUGGAGAGACUAUUUCCGGCGAGGAGGCUCCGAUAUAUUCGAGAUCAUCGAUCACGCCAUCAUGGUCGCUGCUACCGAUUGUCCGAACAAAUUCAAAUCGAGAAGAGACAAAAUCGCAGAGCUUCUCUUCUCGUGCAGAGUCACUCGCUGCAACGGAUGCCACCACAGCAGCGAGCUAUCUCUUCCCGGAGAAGAAGAGGCGGUUGAUGGGAGUAAAGAGAGCAAAGUUAAUAGUAGCAGAGGAGAUAACAAUCAGAUUAUUGUUGGCGGUUAUGAUUGUGAUGAUGAUGAUGAUGAUGAUGAAGCUGAGGCUUUGAGUGAUGCGAUUGAAGAGUUCUCUGUGGUUUUUAAGGAAGUUGUUAGGAUCAAAGAGAUCUUUCUCAAUAAAGACGACGAGCCACACUCGGUGAUACUUGAGGCUUUGAGAAAGCUAAAGUUGAUGUCUUUGGAUGUGGAUGUUCUCAAGAGUACUGAGAUAGGAAAGGCUGUUAAUGGUUUGAGGAAACAUGGCUCUGAUAAAAUUCGUCAACUUGCAAAGACUCUGAUCGCAGAGUGGAAGGAGCUUGUUGAUCAAUGGGUGAACACCACCAAGGAGAUCGCUGGUGGUGCUGAAGGUACACCAGAGUCUGCUAAUCCAUCUGUAGUUGAUGAAGAAGAAGAAGAAGUGUUUCCUUCACUUCCGUAUGGUGUUGAUAUCUUUACACCGGAAGCAAACGGAUUUGAAAUGUUAAAUGGAGAUUUCUUUGAUUCCUUGGACUUUGAUGGAAAUCCUUGUAACUCUGGAGAAUACAACACAAGCAGAGAAGACCAAAGAAGACCACAGAAGAGAAGACCAGAGGGAACACAAAUGAGGAUACAGAAGCCAUCACCAGCUGAUGGGACUAGGAGACCUCUUAAUCAAAGGAUGAAGAACGAAGUGGGAUCUGUUCACAAGUCUGAAAGCCCCAUGAUCCAAAGGAGGAAACCUCCACAAGAAAAACUUAAAGGUCUUGACGCAGACGCAAAGUUUGAGUUUGCUAAAAGGAAACUUCAAGAGAGCUACCAACAACAUGAUAAAGCCAAGAAGCAGAGAACAAUACAAGUACUUGAGACGAUACCAAAGCAAGGUAGUGCUGCUCAGAAACCGCAACUCAAGAGACCUGGAAUGAACAACCGGAACUGGGCAAACGGUCGUAAAUAGCUUUAGAAUGAUGAAACUUUCAGAGGAGAAAAACAUUAUUACAUAAGGUAAAGCAGAGUCUAGUUCCACAAGCUGGAGACAGAAACAAGCACAGUAUGACGAAGCAGAUUCCACAACUGAACUUUCUGUGUUACCACACAUUUCUUGAGCCUUUCAGUACAGUCCCGGUUUAGUUUAAUCCGGCUUGUUCGGGUCAUGUUUGGUUUUGGGACGCGGUGGUAGAAAUUUUUUUUUUCUCGAAUUGACCGGUUCAUCACAUAACUUUGUAUAGUAAUGUGAUUGGUUUAUCACAUUUCUUUUGCAUCAAAUAAAAUAAAAUUUAUCGUACGAUACAUGUAGUUGUGAUUUAUGAAUGUGACCAAAUGUUGUUACU